GCACGAACCCGCGUCCCUUGCAUCGGCAGGCGGACUCUAAACCACUGCGCCACCAGGGAAGCCCCAGGCAUGGAUAACUUCUGCUCUUCCUGUUUCUUGGGUUCUAGCCCCAAAGCCAUCAAAAUCUUUCCUUGUCCUUCCAGGUGUCUCCAGUGCUGUGCCCUGGCUGUGUGCUCUUGCUCUUAGAAGCCCAGAGAAUUUUGCUUUCCCCUCUUCUAUGACCCUUAACCUAUUUUAACACAUUAUUAAGGGCCUCUGUCUGUCAGUUGGGGGCACUUCCUGAAGGAGGGGCUUUUGUCUGGCCUGUCUCUCAGCUUUAGCCCAGAGCAUCACAAUUGCAGGGUGCUUGUGACUCUUUUGCUGAACAGAGGUGCUCGGCCUCCUUGGGAAGAGAGGAUCUGUGGGUAGACCAAUGGGGAGCUCUCCCCUCCAGGGGCCUGCCGGCUAGUAACAUACUGGAAUGUCCAAGAGUGACUUCAUAAAGCAACGAUGCCCUCUGUGGACACUCCUCUGAGGCCUCUUGGAAUCUAGAUGCUGAGGAGAUUCCUAAGCAGAGAUUUUCUGUUGGAUGGUAAAAGCAAGGAAUAAAAAUUGAAAAUUUGGAAAAUGUCUCAACACUUUUAUCACCAGAACCACACAAGAGUCCGUCCUAGCUCACUGUUUGAGGAUGUGUCGCCGCUGUUCUAUGAGACGUUAUGGAAAUCUCAGAGGAAAGAUACUCAGUGUCAGGCAUUUGUGAAGAGAGUUAUAAUGAGUCGUCUCUUUAAGAUAAUUAUGAUUAGCACCGUCUCAACGAAUGCCUUUUUUAUGGUCUUGUGGACUGAUUAUAAAACAAGAUACAACUUGUUCAGACUUUUUGAGGUCUCAGAGCUCAUCUUUGUGUCCAUCUAUAGCUCCGAGUUCUGCAUGAAGCUCUACGUGGACCCCAUCAACUACUGGAAGGAUGGCUACAACCUGCUAGAUGUGAUCAUUAUCAUCAUCAUCUUCAUCCCCUACAGCCUCCGCAAGAUCAAGGGCAAGCACUACCCCUACCUCAACAUCGCCGAUGGCGUACAGUCCCUGCGCAUUCUCAAGCUCAUCCCCUAUAGCCGCGGCAUCCGGACACUCAUCAGCGCCAUGGGGCAGACAGCCUGCACCGUGGCCUCCGUGCUCGUCCUGCUCUUCGUCCUGAUGUACGUCUUCGCUGUCCUGGGCUUCUGCCUAUUUGGAGUUCCAGAGAGUGCUGACCUGAAUAACUGGGGGAACCUGGCUCUGGCCUUCUUUACCCUCUUCAGCUUGGCCACGGUCGAUGGCUGGACAGACCUGCAGCAGCAGCUGGACGCCCGGAAUUUUACUCUGAGCCGUUCAUUCACCAUCAUCUUCAUCUUGCUUGCCUCCUUCGUCUUCCUCAGCAUGUUCGUGGGUGUGAUGAUCAUUCACACGGAGGACUCUGUCAAAAAGUUUGAGCGGGAGCUGAUGCUAGAGAGACACAUGACACUCAUGGAAGAAAAGCAUGUGAUUUUGAAGGGGCAGCAGGAGGAGGUCAGCAAGCUGAUGCAGACGCAGAAGAAUGUUGACCACAAAAGUUUCACUGAGCUGGUGGAGAAGUUUAAGAAGACCCUGCGGCACACUGACCCCAUGGUCUUGGGUGAUUUUGGCACUAGCCUACCCUUCAUUGAUGUCUACUUGUCCACUCUGGACAACCAGGAUGCUACCAUCUACAAGCUUCAGGAGCUGUACUACGAGAUCGUGCACGUGCUGAGCCUGAUGCUUGAAGACUUGCCCCAGAGGAAGCAGUCCCAGUCCUUGGAGAAGGUCGAGGAGAAGUAGUGGGUGUGGGCACCCAGGCACCGAGGGCCUCCCAGGCUGUGACACCCUGUCCCGCCAACUAAACACAGGUUUUCUGAGUUGGCCUCUUCACGGUUGCUGUGAUCAUGGCAUUUCUCCACCUUUGGGAAUUGGGCCUGAGUAGAUGCCCAUGAAGUCUGAUUCCUCCCUCACAUGACACAGCCAGACCUUGGGAGUAGGGAGUGGGGAGAGGGAGGCUCAAGGCCCCCCCUGACCAGAAGACACACCUAGGGUCCACACUGGCUCUCUCCUCCUUUGACCCCAGCAUCAAGGACCCACCGGGUUCCUGGGAAAGCCACCUGAGGACCCCGGACCGAGAAGGGCUUCCAGCCGCCCCAUAAGAGUGCGUGGCUCCUUUGAGCUGGUGUGGCCCUACUGAUCCUGGAAGCUCUGCUGCCCUCAUCUUUGUGUGUGUGCCCACACCUGGCAGAGCUACAGCUCUCUCUGUGCACCCAGAGCCCUGGAGGCCCCUCUUUGGGGUUCUACUCUGCUUCUCCCAGGCUCACAGUGAUGGUGGUGCCCCAGGGGUGCAGCCGUGACUGGAAGGAUACUGUUGUGUGGCGUGCAGUUCAGGGGGGCACCUCAUGCAGGGGCCAGAGGAGUGGCAGUAUCGGGCGCUUUGGGCUGCUCCCUCCCCUUUAGUUAGAACUCUUUACUCGAAAGGUGGCAUUUUUCUGUGUCGUCCCUGGCCACAUGACUGCCACAGCUGGCAAGGUCCUGGCGCCAUCCCGGCCCAGCCACCACGGAGCCAUCUGAAGGCCCAGGUGGGGCAGGGUGGCUGGUACCCCUUGCUCCCGACUGGCCAGACCAGAGGCCCGGCAGUGCCCCCUCUGCUCCCAUUUCUGGGGAGUGUUCUUGAGGCCUGUCACCUUGGCGGUGCCCUAUUCUUAGAGGAGACAUGAGUUCUGGGUUGAGCUGUGGGUGGGAAGCCAGCAUCUGUAGCUGGGUGCCCAGGCCCACCCUGGGGAGUCAGGUCAGUAGAAAACAUGUAGAAUUGAGAAUGGCUGGACAAGGGUCCCAUGGGGGUCCCGUGGGCUCCAGGCCUGGAUGACGGCACCCCUGAAGCCAGAGGACAAGGGCUGGUGGAAGCCUUUACUCGUGGUUUCAUUCACCCGACUACUAUUUCCUGAGCUGUGCAGGGUGCUGGGGGUUCUGUGACGAGAAAGCCACAGUCUCGUCCUGGCCCUCUUGGUGCCCACGGUUAUCUAGGGGAGACAGUCAUCCGGCCAGAACGGAUGAGAGAAAAUUUCCCUGAGGAAGUGACAAUAAUUGUGUGAAUGCAGAGAGCAUGUGUCUUCUAAGAUACUCAGAUCAUUUCCAUUUGCAAAUGAUCGCACUCAGGACCGAACUGAGAACUGUGUGAAACGGUGCCAAGAAGGAUCGCUCUGGAGCGUGAGACCCAUCGCCGUGCAGUGGGGGAGCCCUGUGAGGGCAGGGCGUCUGGCCUCGCUCCUUCCUCGGGUGGAGAGAACUUCAUGCCAGUGCCCUGGGAGGUGGCCCUGAAGUAAGCGGGGUGUGCACCCAGUACCUAACUGUGAAGGGGGCGACUCUUGGCUGGGGGCUUCCGGGGGGGCUCUGGUGGGUGCAGCCCAGUCAGCCCAGGAUGCAGGCCUCAGGCAGUGGCUCCGAUUCAGGACUGGGAUAAAGCAGACGUUGCCAACUGCCCACACUGGAUGUGCCAGUGUUGCAUGGGGGAAUGCGGAAACAUCUCCGCCUGCUGUCACUAGGAAUCGUGGGAGUUGCCCUAGGCCUCUGGGAGUGAACAAAAGAUUUAAAAACUUCUGCAGGGAGGCAAGUUAGUGAGUACCAUGGUUUUAGAGUCAGGAAACUUGGAUUCCUUAAUCAGGCGACCUCGGGCAAGGUGUCUGGUCUUUUGAAACCUCAGCUAUUUCGUCUGAGAAAUGGGCUGAUAAAACUGAUAAAACUGUUCAGCUAUAAAGAUCAAAUAAAAUACAUGUGACAGUGUAAAAAAAAAAAAAGAGACACAGUCAACUAUGGUUCGUGCUUCCUGGCUGUCAGCUCUGCCUCUGCUGUGAGGCCAGCUGCCGUGGGCUUUCCUGAUCAGGGGCUGAGAGGGACUGGGCCAAUGACGAGGUGGCUGGGGCGGGGGGGUGGGAGUGGUGAAAGCGUGGAGCUGAGAGCAGGAAGCAGAGAUCAGGAACCUGGGGCUGGGUAGGGGGGAAUGCGUGUCCAGGUGGAGCUGGUAUGGGAUGGCCGGUUGCACCUGCAGGGCCCGGUCCCAGCAGGGAAGCCCAGGCACGGGCUGUGGGGCUGUGGUGUGGGAGGGCAAGCUUCCUUUAAGGGCACAAGCAGAAGGCUUUCACAGAGCAGGGAGCUGGGAGAGGGUGAUGUGCAGACGGCUGGCUCAGCACUGCUGGCAGAACAAGCCACUGGAUAUUUGGUGUAAAGUCCCAGAGCAGCAUUCCUGUUUGGCUCUCUUUGCCUGCAGAGCAAACACUGGCAGAUUGGAAUUCCCACUUGGGCUCUCACCAACUCAAACAGGCUUGGCCAAGGCUUUCAAUUGAUUUGCUUGGGGCAGAAGUGGCUCUGCUUGCCCAGGCCUGGCUGUGGAAAGCAGGACCCUCCUCCUCCUUCCCCCAGCGUCGGGAUCCAGCAGAGCUGUCCCCAAAUGGCUCGCCCACCUCCAUCCUGCCAGCUGGGUGGUUUGGGGCUGCAGUGGGAUACCCGGGACCUGGGUCUGAGUCUUCUGGUCACACCCAGGCCCUCCCCCAGCUCUUGUAAGAAGGAUAUGGAAUCCAAGUCUAGAGGUGUUUGGAAGGUGGCUGGAUUUUGGGUUUUUUUUUAAACUGCUUGUUGAUUCCACCAGCAGGAAGCAGUCUCUAUAAUAUGGAAAUCCAGGCAGGACUGAGACUAUAAGUGCUCCUCUUCAGUCCAACAGCCCCUAAAAAUCCAAUACUGAGACGCUGGAAACUGCACAUCUUGAUGUUUUCCCCAAAUGUGGGUGAGACAGGACACCUUGUACAAUGAACCGCCCUUCCCCAGGUCAGGAGGAGACGGCUCUGAAUUCCUAACUAGGCUACUCAGAAAGGAGAGGUAAUUGUUGCUGAUUCUAGUCACAGGGGUUGGGAAAUUAGGAGAAAGGAGCUCAGUGUGAUGGGGUGAGAGUUACCAACACACGAGCAUCCUACUCUUCCCCACACCCUGCACCAAGAAUUUCGUCUGUGCUUGGUCCGCCACAUGCCGCACCUUCCUCGAGUUCUAGCUCUGAUUUCACUUAAGGCUUGGUGUGAUGCAGCCCUGGGGGGAUGGGGGAGGCAGGGCUGGAGAGCUGAAGGAAAGGGGAGCAUCUGUGCUUUCUCGGUUGGCUCCUGGCUUCUCCUUCACUGUGGAGAAGCAGGGUAAUGGGCAAGGCUCAUCGGACCUACACGAUAGGAGCCGGAACAUGGAGGAGGAAGGAAGUAAAAGCCAAGGCUGGGAGUCAGAGACUUUGGACAGAGGCUCCAACCCAGCUGGAGGGUGAGAAUGGAAAGGGGACAAAUGGAGACAGCAAGUAUCCUUGUAGGGUGACAGCUGGAUCCCCACUGAUGUUCCUUGAGAGAGGCAAAUAAUGAUGGAAAUUAUUUAGGGAUGAUUUUUGGUUGCUGAACUGUGUCUUUUAUUUAUUUGUUUUUAUUUUUAAAAAUUAAUUAAUUUAUUUAUUUUUGGCUGCGUUGGGUCUUUGUUGCUGCG
This is a messenger RNA of Aethalodelphis obliquidens (Pacific white-sided dolphin), 5517 nucleotides long. RefSeq names its product cation channel sperm associated 3 (gene CATSPER3). Gene Ontology annotation, biological process: flagellated sperm motility; sodium ion transport; sperm capacitation. Bases 607 to 1809 code for a protein of 400 amino acids. Gene Ontology annotation, cellular component: acrosomal vesicle; membrane; CatSper complex. Lineage: Eukaryota; Metazoa; Chordata; Mammalia; Artiodactyla; Delphinidae. Gene Ontology annotation, molecular function: voltage-gated calcium channel activity. The record is from RefSeq and is a predicted model, not a curated record. The transcript has 8 exons.